CGGGGUGAGAAGCCAGUGUGCAGUAAGAGGUAACCGGGCGAGUGUUAGUGGCGCUUCUCCCGUGCUGUGGCUCACGUUUUGGUACUAGAGGCCGAGACUGUCCUGGCGACUGCGACCAUUGCGGCGACGGCUUAGGCUCCCCGAGGAGUGGCAGAAUACGGUCUGGAGGAGGGACUUCUGGUUAGCACAGGCAGCUGGAAGGUAAACGCAAGAGAGACAGAAGAACUGGAAAGAGGCGGAAUACACUGAACAGGGAACUUGGCAAGGUUGGGAACUUUAAUCGCUUUGUUAAAGAGUCUGUCAUAAUGAAUGGAUCAAAUGUGGCAAAUACACCACCCAGUGUAAAAUCCAAAGAGGACCAGGGACUAAAUGGGCAUGAUGAAAAAGAAAACCCAUUUGCAGAAUAUAUGUGGAUGGAGAAUGAAGAGGACUUCGACAGACAGGUGGAGGAGGAGCUGCAGGAGCAAGACUUCUUGGACCGCUGCUUCCAGGAGAUGCUGGAUGAGGAAGACCAAGACUGGUUUAUUCCAGCACGAGACCUGCCGCAGGCCAUGGGACAGUUGCAGCAGCAGUUAAAUGGACUGUCCGUCGGGGAUGACCAUAAUUCUGAAGAUAUUUUGAGCAAAAGUAACCUGAACCCAGAUGCCAAGGAGUUUAUUCCAGGAGUGAAGUACUGAGCCAACAGAAUCUUUGAGGAGGACUUGCCUGUCCCCACAUUUGGGGAUAGUGAUGCACAAAAAGGCAGAGCUGUCUAGAGGCGGGUGGGGUGGGCAAGGGGAGUACAGCCGGGAAGGGGAACCUCGGUUUAACUGGAUACUGUGACUCUACAAGCCUCUGAGUAUUUCCUUUUGGUUCUACUGACUUUGGAGCAGUUUCCUGUUUUGUUGUUAAUUAGCUCUUUUUGAAUUAAGGAAAUCGCAUUUUAUUUUUUCCUUUAUCAGGAAUGUUCUACUGUCUGUGUUUAAACAAAAUAAGCUGACCAAGGAAUAUUGAGUUUUUAAGAAAUACCCUUCUCAUCCUGCUGUGUACCUACCAGGAGCAAGAAAUACCCACAGAGCUACUUGCAAAGACUGUUGCGAAGUCUUGCUGGAUGGGAAAAGGGACAAGCAGAGGAGACACAUGGUGCAAACCAGAAUCUGGAGCCCAGCUCUCCUGUUCCCUGGUGUUUCUGCAGUGAACUGGGAGUACCAAUGGCCUGUGGAGCCAUGUCUUUCUGCUCUGAACCCCAUUCAAGUAAAAACAGACUUAAAGUUCUUAGUUUACAGUAACUCUUCAUUCUGAUGAAAGUUGUACAUAGAAGGAGUGGACUAUGAUGGCGAUUGUCACUAGAGUCCUGUGGUUGCUGUUGUCCUCUUCUUAAGCCUUUGUUUACAGCUACCAUCAGUCUCAUCAUUCACAGGUGAAAGGGCACUCAGGGCUGAUUCGCGACCUCAGCCCUCAGCUGUCUCUGCCCAUAACUGCUUUCCAUCCCAGCCCUACUUUGUUUUUAGGAAAAGUUAUGUUACCAAAACAUGUGAGAAGCCUUCUGUUUUGGCCAUUAGCUCGAGUUUGGAGACUCAACCUUAAAUCCUGGUUUUUGUUUACUGUAGCAUCUUGGGUUGUUUGUGUCUUAAAGUUUAUUCAGACAGUUUUUUAAUUUUUUCUCCAGUCCCAUCAACAUUGUUCUCCUAGUAUCUUAAUUCCCUCAGAAAAGUUUAUGCACCUUUUCAAGGAAGUAUAUUUUUCAGGACAUGAGUAAGAAGCUCAGCUCACAGAUUGGAUGCUUCUCCUACCUUAUAAAAGUAUGCAGAGGAAUUGAAAAAUGACCUAGGAGUCCUGCUAGACCCAUAUGACUGUGUCCACAACCCUCCAGGAUAGUUAAAGCUGUUUCACAUUUUACUGUUCCCAUACACCAAAUCUUUUGAGUUUUCUAGGUUGACCUUUCUGGGUAUGCUCCUGUUGUCUUUCCUACCUAUAACUCACUGAGGGUUUUUGUUGAUACAUCUAAGGACUAAAGUGGGCACCAGGAGCUGCUUUUUGUGUACAGAGAACGUAGGAGGUAGUAGUGUGUGUGAAAGAGCAUGUCUAGUGCUGGCUCUUCUCCCAGGAUGAGUACUGACAGAGAUCUGAGGAUGCAGUGGAUUUUGUAUAACUGUUGCUUGCUGAGUGAUAGGCCUAUAAGGGCAAGAUCACAUAACUUGAAAUAAAGUCGGUAGAGAUUCAGUAUGUGGAUGUGGGACAGAGUUUGGAAGAAAAGGACUAGGUCUGGAAAGCUGAAGAAAUUCUCCAUUUUCUUAUGAGCUCACUUGUUGACUUUUUUGGGGGGGGGGGCGGGGAGGGUGCCAGGGAUCAAACCUAGGGCUUUAUGCAUGCUGGGCUGGCACUUUGCCAUUGUGCUGUAUCCCAGCCUCCCUUGUUGAUUUUUUGAAGAUCCACAGGCAAAUGCCAGGGUUUUUUCCUCCAGUACUAAGGGGUUGAACCCAGUGGUACUCUACCACUGGGCUACCAUCCCCAGUCCUUUAUUUUUUAUUUUGAGACAGGGUUUCUUUACUUGCUGAGGCUGGCCUUGAACUUGGAAUCCUCUUUCCUCAGCCUCAUAAAUUGUUGGGUUUACACUAAUACCAGAUUUAAAAUACAAACCCAUAUCUUUCCUCAUUUAAGUUUAUAGGGUGGAAUCAUUUGAAAAAUGGUCUUUCUCACAUGUCAUAGGACUAUGAGUAGCUUCGGGAACAUGUAUUGCCAAACAUGCAUAUUCCCAAAGCUUCUACCUCAAGAGAAUGAAAUUGUUAAUUUUAUUUUAGGGAGGACUCUGAAUAAAAAACCUUGUUUAUUCCAGCUUUAGUUUUCAGCCAGGAUGUUGCCUCUAAUAAAGAGAAGGCAUUGGAAGUACAUAAAUAGGGGAAAUCUCUCUCCUGGGGCUACUGUGCUUGUUCUAGUCUCCAUUAGCCCAUCUAAACUCAAAAAUGCUGAAGGCUGUUGGAAUGUGUUGGCAUUGUAGGAAGACCCUUUUUCAAGAUCCUUGUAUCUUCACAAAGAGGACAAUGGACUCUCCUUUGGCUACCCAUCAGGAAAGCUCUGUAGGGAUCCAGAGUAACCAUUUCUUCAUCCUGAAGGUUUGUUCUUUUGAUGUCAGGUAGACUGAACUACUAGGCAUGGUCCAAGAGGCUCAUUUUUCUUCUGCUGUGCUGGCUGUUUUGAAUGUCUGUCUUCAGCACAGUGUCACAAGGUAUAUUGGGUCUGGACUAAGGAAACUCAACCAGAUGAGUCUGGAACCUAAGGGCAGGAUUUUUCAGCCCCCCUCAGAUGCAGAAUGUGCUGCCCUCCAGAUCAGGAAGCAGCGUGCAAGGUGAUCCCUUAUGUAAUAUAUAGGACUUGUGCUUCCACUGGUUCCUCCUGUGGCCCAACACUUUUUAUCAUUUAUUUCAUGUUCUCAAAUGUGUUGGGGUUGUAGGAAGGGAUUAUCCCCUGGGCCACAGGCUCAGCCCUAAUUUGCCAAUUUCUUAGCAGAAAAUUCAUGUGGAUCUUGUAGGCCCUUCCCUGGGGAAGUGCUGAGAGCCUCCAUCUCAGAUUUUUCCCCCAGAAGAGGUCUGAGUGCAAGCAAGGCAAAGCUUGUGUUUAUGAGUGAUAGUUUUGAUGUUGAAUUUAAGCCACUGUUGUCUUCUUACUUUUAAAAUUGGCAACUAGAAGUUUGACAGUUUAUAGAAAUGGAGUAUUUUUAACAGUUGCCAAUCUGGCUGGUCCCAGUGUUAAUUUAUUAGAUUACUGUUAUUAUUUAUUUGACUCUAAAACUACAAGGAGAUAAUUCCUCUUUUUCUUCAUGGGAAAAAACAAUAAAGGAACAUCUUUCGAGUUUCUCAAGGUAUUUGAACUGCAACAGAAAAUUCAAGGAUAUAGCCUAGACCUGGGUACAUGGCAGUUCUGAGCCUCGGGCCAGUUUCUGUGUACAUUAGUUUACUUUUGGGAAUCAUAUAAGGACAGACCUGGAAAGAUCAUAAAGAUAAGGAUGGAUUUUUGUAGCACCUUUAAUUUGCAAAGUCAAAACAGUUGGGAUGUCUUUAAAUUUACCCUGCUAACAGUAGCUUACAAUAAAUGUUUUAGUGAAAUACUAAGCAUUUUCCAAAUUGUUUUUUUGCUAUAAUGUCGAAAAGUUUUAUCUUGAUUUAAGAGAGGCUGAGCCAUAGUGAGGUCACAUGAAUAUGCUGGUAAUUAACAGGUUAGAAAGCAAAGUUGAGAGAAGAGGUAGCCCACAGAAACAGCAUUCCCACAUCCACCCUCUGGUGGCUGGAAGAAGCAGGCCUUCUUCAGUGAGCAACUCAGCAUUACAGGCUAAUGAUCUCUUGGUUUAGGUGAUAACUGAGAUAUGAGAACUAGAGAUCUGAAAAUUUUUGAUCAAGAUUUGGAGAUAUUCACCCAUUUGUAAAGAUUGUGCAUCUCCUCUAGGAUACUGGCAAAUGGGCAGAGAGAACAGGAUUGACCCUGAUUUGCUGUCUUGUGAAUUUCAUCCACAGACUUGGUCACAGUUUGGAAAGAGAGGUUUUAGAGUUUCUUUCUCCCUUGUUUUAAUCUCCCAUACUGAACAUGCUACUGGUGACAGGGACAGGGGAGCAGGAAAUCUACCCAAGGAAAUACUCAAGUGUCUUGCAUAUUACUUGGCCUUCUCCUCUCACUUUCUAAACCCCCAUUGCUGUUCCCAGUCAGUUUCAUUUUUAGGGAAGUCAUGAGAAAAAGACAGCUGGAUUUACUGAUCUCUGUAGGGUGUUAGCCAAGAGAUUUGUACUUCCUGCUUCCAGGGGAUGUGAGAGAAAUCUAAAAGAACAGAGACACCAUCUUUAUUUGGCGGGGGGAAAUUAUUUUUAAAAGGCUGCUUUUGUUUUUAAGUCUCAUUUGCAAAAUUUGCUGAGCUUACUUACUUCCUCAAAUCUACCUUCUCACUGGCUUUUUUUUUUUAAAUAAUAAAUGUUUUAGAUUAUUUCUACAGAAAAUUGAAAUUUUUUUUUCUGUUUUAUAUUGCUGGGGCUCAAAUUCAGGGCCUUCCUCAUUGUUGGGCAAACACAUACUAUUAAGAUAAUAAAAUUUAAAAACAUUUUACUAUUUUACAAUUACUAUUUUUUUCUAUAAAAUAGUAAAAUGUUUUACUGUGUAAGUGAUAAUCCUGUUCUUUUGAUUGUGAGCUCUUCAAAAUUGUUUAAUGCUUGAAGGGUAGUUGGGAGGUAGGGAGUCUUUUAAAAAAACAACUUUAAUGAUGCCUAUUUUACAUAUCAUAAAAUUCACCCAUUUCAAAUGUUGUACAAGUCAGUGGUUUUAAUAACUUUCCUCAGUGGUGCAGCCAUAACCAUUACUUGGUUCUGGAACAUUUUCAUCACUCCCAGUAAGAUCUUCAUGUUCGUUAGUUCUUGUUCCUACUCCAGGUAACCACUUCCAUGUAUAAAUUUGCCUUUUCUUGACAUUUCACAUCAAUGGAGUCCUGCAUGUGGUCUCUGGUAUCAGGCGUUUUUUCACUUAACAUAAUGUUUGUGAGGCUCAUCCACUACAUAGAACAUGUUUUGGUGGCUUGUUCUUUUUACUACUGAGUAGUAUCCCAUUGAUGGGUAUGUACAUUUUGUUAGCCAGACAGCCUGACGAACUUGGAUUUCAGAUUCCUGUGGUCUAAAUGGAACUCUUUGAACAUAGAUAUAUAGGACUCAUAGGUGAAGCUACUGUGCGUGUCAAAGGAAUUACUUUUCAGAACCAGCUUUGUCACUAAGAAGCUCCACAGAAGGGGCCUUGAGUGCUGCAGAAAUUUUUAUAAUUUUGCAACAUUUUUUUAUAAGAAACUUUUGUGCUGUCUACUACACAUCGGGACUUUUGAAGCAUCUAAAAAAUCCAUUUAAUAAGUAUGAGCAUGUGUCUCAGUGGAGAAGAAAGUGAAACCAUCUAUGCUGUGCUGGAUGUUUUUCCUCCUCCAGAAUGGAUGGGGGAAUCUGUGAACUUCCUAAAUAAGUAGCAUGUCUCCAGUUACAAAGCUGAACGUGUAUUAAAAGUUGUACUGCCUUUGUUGGACACAUUAGGAGGGAGGGAGGGAGAGAGGGAGGGAGGGCUGACGGCAGAAGUAGAGAGAGUGGAGCUUGUGGAACAAGAAGCCCCAGAAGGUCAGAGGGUGUGUGUGUGGCACCCCUGUUGGUAUGGAUGGCAAGUAAAGUACUGAUGGUACUGGGGACAGCAUAGCACCCCCGGCUGGCCCAGGUUGAGACUUUGGAACUUUGUCGCUGUUUCAUAAAUGUUUUAAAAGCUAUUGUUGCUUCCCCUCACCUUCUAAAUAAACGUUACAUGGCAGUUAUUAAUACUACUUUGGAGGAGGGAUAGUGCUUUAAAAUUGAAGAAAAUAAUUUUCAUGAAAAUAUAAAAAAUAGAAGUCACUUUUAAAAGUUUGCUAUACAAACCAAAUGGCAGCUGUUGAAAAUCUCAAUAAAUGAGAAUAAAGUGCA
This is a messenger RNA of Ictidomys tridecemlineatus (thirteen-lined ground squirrel), 6443 nucleotides long. It is a transcript of the gene Paip2b, whose product is annotated as poly(A) binding protein interacting protein 2B. Gene Ontology annotation, biological process: negative regulation of translational initiation. Gene Ontology annotation, molecular function: mRNA regulatory element binding translation repressor activity. The record is from RefSeq and is a predicted model, not a curated record. Gene Ontology annotation, cellular component: cytoplasm. NCBI's taxonomy places the organism in Eukaryota, Metazoa, Chordata, Mammalia, Rodentia, Sciuridae.